Messenger RNA from Gloeophyllum trabeum ATCC 11539, 1525 nucleotides. RefSeq lists its product as uncharacterized. The transcript has 3 exons. NCBI's taxonomy places the organism in Eukaryota, Fungi, Basidiomycota, Agaricomycetes, Gloeophyllales, Gloeophyllaceae. The record is from RefSeq and is a predicted model, not a curated record. Bases 1 to 1383 code for a protein of 460 amino acids.
AUGAGCCAAGCUCCUGAUGGGAGCCGUUUAGCGCGCCGCCCCCCUACGUGGAUGCAGACAGGCGACCCUGUCGAAGCUGACGCUGCCAGACAAGCCAUAGCGAAAAAAACGCGUAGAGGUUUCAAUAGCUGGCUCCAUUCGUUUUACCUUGGCAAGCGGGGCAAGCAGGGACUGCAACGUGGACUUGUAACUGAAGGACCCGACGAUUCGCGAGAACCACCAGGAGCAGCGUCUUCCCGUGCAUCGACUGCUGAAGACGUGCAGCUUGACUCCGUUCGUCCGCGAAAUGAAAAGCCGAAAGACGAGUACCAAUGGGCUAUAUUAUACGAGAACCAGAGAGGGAUCACCCUAUUCUCAUCCACAUACUACUCCCGGCUCUCUCUGCUCCCUACCGACCCGCCGGCGUUCACUCUCCCGUACGCCGGCCCUUCCUCGUCAAGCUCGGGUCGGGAGGCGCGUCGCCACCAGCCUAGAAUAACGAAGCUGUCCGAGUACCCUCUCCCAGAUGGGACUUGGGAAUGGGUAUCUCAGUCUUGGAUGGUUGACAUGCGCGAAGAUGGCGAGGUGCAGCAUGACGGCUUCGAGUACAACUGGCUCUUUCGAAGGCACGAUUGGCGCGCUCAAGUCGGGAAAUUCAAUGCUGGUGGCUGGGUUAGGAGGCGGCGAUGGGUGAGGCUCAUGGUCAGGAGAGCUGAAGCCAUCCCAGGCCCGAUGAGCAGCAACAUCGAGAUGGGGGAUAUCGACGAUGCCGGGCCUGGCUCUGUUCGCCCUUCUCCUGCUCCCUCGGUACUUGACCCUUCAUCAGACAUCGAAGGGCCCGACAAGUCUAUCAUAAUUGAAACCUGGCAGGGUGACGAAUAUCAUGACUGGCAAAGAUGUCAUGCUGUCAUGAGGCGACUCCCGCGGGACGGGCGUAAGCUGGAGUUGUGGGCAUUGUGGUUAGGUCUGCCCCAUCGGACAACAGUGUCGCCUGUUACAUCCCCGCUGCCCGCAGGCGAUGCUGCUGAGGAAACCCUGAAGCCGCGGAAUAAGAAACAGUGGACAGAGGAUGAAGGACCGCUGCCAUCCGAGAUUGCCUACACCAACCGUAUCUCCAACACGGUCCCGUGUGCUCCUCUGGAAUAUAUAGGGCCUGUCGUCCGGGCACAUUUGGGACCGCUCCUCGAGCUGUUUGUGUUCCCGGAUUCACGGGUACGAUUCAUGCGCCAGUUGGCUCAAGUAGGGUUGCUGCCGGACCCUGAAUCAGAAAGUGGCAGAGAGUUUUGGAGUUACAGGACCGAAUUUCAGGAGCUCAUGCACCCGCCGAAGGAUCUGGCCAUGGGUAAUGUCCCAUCGCUGCCUCAAGAUGAGGAGUUCAAACCCGUACGGGAACCUCGUGAAUAGAUACCCAUCUACCCAAUAUUCACAUACACACCAUAGUCUCCGGUGGUUCUUGAAUACGAUACAUGAGAUAAUGGAUAUUUAGUACUGUAACAUAUGUAUAUUGCCCGCUAUUCGUACAUCAUAACGAACACCUUUAUCGCCG